Messenger RNA from Branchiostoma belcheri (Belcher's lancelet), 2846 nucleotides. Its product is annotated as LARGE xylosyl- and glucuronyltransferase 1-like. The transcript is spliced from 22 exons. The record is from RefSeq and is a predicted model, not a curated record. Gene Ontology annotation, biological process: protein O-linked glycosylation via mannose. Lineage: Eukaryota; Metazoa; Chordata; Leptocardii; Amphioxiformes; Branchiostomatidae. Gene Ontology annotation, molecular function: glucuronosyltransferase activity; xylosyltransferase activity.
UUUGAGAAAUCAACAAGAGAGUUGGAGGGACCCCCUGGAUCUGACAUCUAUCCCAUUAUCUUGUUGGUUCUUCAUCUUGCUUACAAAAAUCAUCUGACAGUUGCAAGUGGUAUCAUACACAUGUAUGUGUUGGGGUGAUGGCUUGGUUGGAAACAACUGCAGUUACAGUCGUUUAAAACAAGGUGCAUCGAGCAUGCGUUAGUAGCUGGUGGUGAUCGUGAGCUGUGAUUGGUCGUCGGUCCGAUGUGGCGCGUGCGGCGAAGGUUCCUGCUGCUGGUGUUGUUGGUGGGCGUUCCCGUGGUAACGGUGCUGUACCUCGGCCUAGCACGUUAUGAUGGAGUCAGGAGUUCCUCCACCAACCUGCUGGGUUUCAGCAGCCGUGAGCAGGUCCUGGCAGACAGGGUACGGGAGGUGGAGCAGCAGAACCAGAUGCUCAGGAGACAGCUAAGUGGGAUAUCACAGAACCAGGUACAGAAUGUGAACUAUGUAGACGGGAUCUACACUCAGAACGCCAGCACAGACGACUCCGACACAGACACAGGCAACAAGACAGACUGUGUGGUGGAGGACCAGGUGCCCAAGUGUGAGACUAUAGAGGUAGCGAUAGUGUGUGCUGGGUACAACGCCACUCGCGGGGUCGUGACCCUGGUCAAGUCCAUCCUGUUCUACAGGAAGAACCCGCUACACUUCCACUUCAUGUCCGACAGGGCCGCCACCCUCAUCCUGCAGACCCUGCUCAGGACGUGGAACGUUCCAGGAGUAACUGCAAACUUUUAUUCUGCUGAAAAUUUGAAGGAGGAAGUAUCGUGGAUCCCCAACAAACACUACUCAGGAGUGUACGGCCUGAUGAAACUGGUGCUGACCAGAGCUCUGCCCACUGAUCUGGAAAAGGUUAUCGUGCUGGACACAGAUGUGACCUUUGCCACAGACAUUGCAGAGCUCUGGAAGAUCUUUAAGAAGUUUAAGGGGAAGAAGUCGAUUGGUCUGGUGGAGAACCAGAGCGACUGGUACCUGGGGAAGCUAUGGAAGAACCACAGGCCCUGGCCGGCACUGGGUCGUGGGUUCAACACAGGUGUGAUUCUCCUGCACCUGGAGAAGUUGAGGGGGAUGAAGUGGAUGCAGAUGUGGAGACUGACGGCUGAGAGGGAGCUCAUGAGCAUGCUCAGUACCUCCCUGGCUGACCAGGACAUCUUUAAUGCAGUGAUAAAGCAGCACCCAUACCUGGUGCACAAACUGCCCUGUGCCUGGAACGUACAGCUGUCUGAUAACACCAAGAGUGAGCAAUGCUACACAGAGGUGACUGACCUGAAGGUCAUCCACUGGAACUCUCCCAAGAAGCUGCGUGUGAAGAACAAGCACGUUGAGUUCUUUAAGAACAUGUACCUGACGUUCCUGGAGUACGAUGGGAACCUCCUGCGGCGCGAGCUGUUCGGCUGUGAGAAGGUCCAGCACCUGGACGAGGUGGACCAGAAGUUGAAUGCUCUUGAUGAGGAUGACCAGUGCUAUGACUUCAGGCGUGAGCGGGUUCUGAUGCACAGGACUCACCUCUACUUCCUGGACUAUCAGUACCAGUCGGUGGAUGACAAUGACGUGACGUUAGUGGCCCAGCUGUCCAUGGACAGACUACAGAUGCUGGAGGCACUCUGCAGACACUGGGAAGGUCCCAUCAGCCUGGCCCUGUACAUGUCUGAUGCUGAGGCCCAGCAGUUUCUCCGCUAUGCUCUGGGCUCGGAGACUCUCAUGCAGAGGAAGAACGUGGGGUAUCACAUCGUCUACAAGGAAGGGCAAUUCUACCCUGUGAACCUCCUGAGGAACAUUGCCCUACAGCAGGUCAACACCCCGUAUGUCUUCCUGAUGGACAUAGACUUUCUCCCAAUGUACAACCUCUAUCCCUACCUGAAGAAAACAGUGGGGAUGAUGGACAUGAGGAGACAGAAGAAGUCCUUAGUGGUACCAGCGUUUGAAACCCUGCGGUAUCGACUGUCCUUCCCCAAGUCCAAGGCUGAGCUGCUGUCCAUGUUGGAUAUGGGAACUCUGUACACAUUCAGAUAUCACGUGUGGCAGAAGGGCCAUGCACCCACUAACUAUGCCAAGUGGAGAACAGCAACUACACCAUACAGGGUAAAGUAUACACUAAACUGUAAAAGUUGAAUUAUGGUGCGUGACCAGCUGCCUGAGUACGACACCAGAUUUGUGGGGUUUGGCUGGAACAAAGUCUCACACAUCAUGGAGCUGGAUGCACAGGGGUACGAGUUCAUCAUCCUGCCCAAUGCCUUCAUCAUCCACAUGCCGCACGCACCCAGCUUUGACAUCGCCAAGUUCAGGUCCAGCGAGCAGUACAGAACGUGUCUGAAGGUUCUGAAGGAAGAAUUCCAAAAAGACUUGCAACGAAAGUACGGCUUCUCCGCCAACAAAUACGUGGCCAAUGACAGGUGAUGACGGUGAUGGCCGGGAGGCCGGCCGUUUCCAUAGCAACGUAGCCACACCCCUGGACCCCCCACGUGGCAGCUGCACUGCUGCUUCUGUCUGCUGGACCACACCCACCACACCACACCACAUCAGGCAACUUCUGCAGCCAGAUAGCGUAGGGACUGGUUACAUUUAUCUCAGGCCACACCAAGUAAAUUUUAUGGAUGACGUCCUUUGGAGACCCUAAAUCUAAUGCGAGAGGGCGGAAAAAAAACAAGAAGGGCCCUAAAAAACAAGAUGCCUAGAUUAGAAAUAUAGUAAGAGAUGACAAAUGUUAGGACACAAAUUGAAUGAGGUGACACAGUGUAAGAAGGAAGAAGUCUUUUAUUCAUCAUCAAAACAGCAAUACGUCAGGAACAGUGGACAGUGAAAACAGG